AUUAUAUAUCGUUAUCGUAUUAUUCUAAUUGUAUUUGACAGCUGACGGUUGUCCAAUAAGAUACGCAGCGCCGCGCGGUUGUGUUGAGUGUUCAAUUUCAAUGGUUUAAUUGUUGCCUUUGAAAGAAAAAAAAUGUGCACGUUACUUUAAUUGCAACAAAAUUAGUUUUGUAAAUAAAUGCAAUGCUACGAAAGCAGUGAUUGAUGAUACAAAGAAAAAAAGCGCAUUUGUCUAGAUAAUUUAUUGUUGCGCAGUUUUUUAUUUACAACAAUUUACUUGGUAUAAUUAUAAUUAUUGAGAGUGCCGGCGGUUGCCCCGUGUAAAUACAUACGUAUAAAAUGACAAAUAUGCGCCCACCGCACAAAACCAAACUACUCAAGGUCAUCAUACUGGGCGACGGGGGCGUGGGCAAAUCGGCGCUUCUCACCCGUUUCGUAUCGAACCGGUAUGAUGAGAACAACUUCCAUACCAUCGGCGUAGAGUUUAUGAACAAGGACAUUACAGUGGACGGCGAGAAGUACACUCUGCAGAUAUGGGAUACAGCUGGACAGGAACGAUUUCGGGCACUGCGUACACCUUUUUAUAGAGGUUCUGACAUUUGUCUGCUUUGCUUUGCCUUGGAUGAUCGGGAUAGUCUCCGUGGACUGAAAUUGUGGCGCAACGAGUUUAUCAACUAUGCGGAUGUUAAGCCGGACAGAUUCCCCUUCAUUGUGGUGGGCAAUAAGAAUGAUAUUCGAGAGCAGAAACGACAAGUGAGUCGCGAGGAUGUGCAACAAUGGUGCACGGAUCAAUCGAUUGUGUCACACAUUGAGACCUCCUCGAAGACGGCAACGAAUGUAACGGACGCCUUUAUGCUUGGCCUGCGCCAAUGGAAGGCAAUGGAGUGCGUGGCGGAAGCGGAACAGCGACAGAAUGGCGACUCCAUCGAUUUAACGCGUCCCAUUCGGUUGAUGCAACGUCGCCAUUGCUGCACCGGCGGUGGUGUGAGUAAAACCGCUGACGUCGUCGAUGCGGAUGUUGAUGAUGGGCAAAUUGCAGAUGCUGCCAUGCGUUCACCCUCCUCAAUGUCACGCUACUUGUUUGGUCAAUCACGUAGUUCGCCCAAGGCGCCAUCAACCAAUUACCGUCUGUAAGCAGACAGCGACAGUAUGACAAACAAGUUUGUUUUUCUUUCUAACUUUUUAAUGCUUAGCCAGAGGCAAUCAUUAUAUUCCAGUCGGGUUAAAUGAUAGUUGGCCCGAGUCCUAGCACAGACCAAACACAUAUUAAAACAAAUGUAGUAGACAGAUUAUGAGAUUAAGGAACAAUCAACAAUCGAUUAACGUUUAGCGAUUUAAAUGUAACGAGCGAAUUUAAUAAUCGUUUGCAAACCAAUUAUGAAUUGUUUAUAACAGUUUCAAACGCUGCAUCGUAUAUAAAUUAUUCAGCGACGAGUAAUUUAUAUAGCUUGACUUUUAUAAAAGUUUGUAAGCUGACUGUAUAACAGACAUGUACAACUUUCAAUCGGUUGAUUGUCUGGCUAGUAUUUUGUGGACAGCAACUUAAAUAACAAUCUGGAACUGUUUAGAAUGUUUUCAUAAAACUUUGGCAUAUUGCAUCGUUUUUCUUGAAUUUAUUGACGAACAAUUUAUAUAGAAUUUAUAAAACAGAUAUGGCUUUCGAACAGUCAAAUUCGAUUAGAUGACGAGUAGCUAAGUUUUAAUAAUAGUUUGCUUGCAUAUUAAAAUAUAUACUUUACAAAUUUGUGUAAAAUGCUUAAUUGGAAAAACGAACACGAAGGAAUAAAAGUUGAACUUUUAUUUCUGUAUGGCAUUUAACUCAAAAACUCAACUCAAUUUGAGUAGCGAGUAGAUUAAAAGCGAGAACGUCUAAAAAUUUACUACAAGUGUAUAACAGUUGUGCCUUUCAAUCGAAUCAAUUGAUUUGAUCAUUUUGCAUAUACUUCUAUUAUACAAUUUUUUAAUGUAUACAACAGGAGACGUAAAAAAGUAGCUUUUUAUGCGACGAAUAAAGAAGUCGACAGCUAAAUAUAGACGUAAGCAUUACAAACCUAUAUAUGUGUGGGAAAAACUUAAUCUCAGACCAUUAAAAUUACAUUUUUUUGCCAAUUGUGUGUGAAACUAUGAAUAUUGCUUUGUAUGACAGUCUUGACAUCACUUAAAAACCUAUUGAUAUGCAGCCAGUGUUAUACGAAUGUAAACUAUUAUUUGUUAAAUAUUUGGAUGAACAAAGUCAAAUAAACUGAAAUAAAAACAAAA
This is a messenger RNA of Drosophila innubila, 2258 nucleotides long. RefSeq names its product ras-related protein Rab-9A (gene Rab9). NCBI's taxonomy places the organism in Eukaryota, Metazoa, Arthropoda, Insecta, Diptera, Drosophilidae. The transcript has 3 exons. Gene Ontology annotation, cellular component: lysosome; phagocytic vesicle; late endosome. The record is from RefSeq and is a predicted model, not a curated record. Gene Ontology annotation, molecular function: GTP binding; GTPase activity. Gene Ontology annotation, biological process: retrograde transport, endosome to Golgi. Bases 339 to 1133 code for a protein of 264 amino acids.